CUCGGUGCCAUAAACAUCAUCAUCUGCAAUCAGCCGGAAAGGUGUAUAUGCCUCAGCUUGAACUUCAACAUCGACUUCGAAACUUCUCCACGUACCCGAGAUACAAAAAGGUCUCGGUGUUCGCUGCAUCGCCACGAUACUUCCUCAACCGUUACACACAUUAUUGAACAGACGUCAUGUUCUCUCUCACCAAAAUCCUGCCUCUGCUGUCGUUGUCCAUUCUCGGACAGUGCUUGACGCCUGCGCAAUGGCGCCAGGAGUCCAUCUACCAAGUCAUCACGGAUCGUUUCGCUCGGACUGACGGCUCCACGACAGCCGGAUGUAAUAUCAACGACUACUGUGGAGGCACCUGGGCUGGUCUCAUCAAGAAGCUCGACUACAUUCAGGGAAUGGGUUUCACUGCUGUCUGGAUCUCUCCUGUUGUCAAGAACAUCGAAGGUCUUACUAGCGAUGGAAGCUCUUACCAUGGCUAUUGGGCACAAGACAUCAACUCGCUCAACCCACACUUUGGAACGGCAUCAGAUCUAAAAGCUCUCUCAUCGGCGCUUCAUUCUCGAGGCAUGCAUCUCAUGGUUGAUAUCGUGACCAAGUCGUCCGCUCCAGCUAACGAAAAACAGGGUUAUGUUGGCUGCGGGAACUGCGUCGACUACAGUACUCUAAGCCCAUUCAACAGCGCCUCGUACUACCAUCCUUUCUGCUUCAUCGACUACAACAAUGCUCAAUCCAUCACGAACUGCUGGGAGGGAAGCAACACUGUCUCUUUGCCCGACUUGCGCACGGAGAAUUCGAACGUGCAAAGUGUCUUCAACUCCUGGAUCGCCAAAUUGGUUUCGGACUACUCAAUCGAUGGACUUCGCGUCGACAGCAUGCAGCAGGUCAACGCUGGCUUCUGGAAGCCGUUCCAAGCCGCAGCAGGUGGCAUCCACGCCAUCGGAGAGGUCUUCAACGGUGAUCCGGCGUACACAUGCCCAUACCAGGGCCAACUCAGUGGUGUGAUGAAUUACCCUACCUUUUACACCAUCACCAACGCCUUCCGCUCGACCAAUGGUGACAUCCAGUCCUUGGUCAAUGGGAUCAACCGUAUGAAGUCUACUUGCUCCGACGUCACCCUUCUCGGCUCCUUCUUGGAGAACCACGAUAACCCUCGUUUCCCAAGCUUGACCUCCGACGUCUCCCUCAUCAAAAACGCCAUCGGUUUUACCUUGCUCGCAGACGGCACCCCCAUCAUCUACCAAGGUCAAGAGCAGCAAUUCCGCGGCGCCGAUGUCCCCACCAAUCGCGAGGCCCUCUGGCUAUCAGGCUACAACACCGGUUCCACUCUCUACCAAUACAUCAAGACCCUCAACGCCCUCCGCAGCCUCGCGAUCAAAAAGGACCCCAAGUACCUCACCUAUAACGCCUGGCCCAUCCAAUCCGACUCGCGCACCAUCGUCAUGCGCAAAGGCUUCACCAACAACCAGGUGAUCUCGAUCUGGACCAACCGCGGCGCCAACAGCGGUUCCGCGGGGAUCACCGUCGGCGGAGGCAACGCCGGCUGGGGCGCGGGCUGGUACAUGACCGACGUCCUCAGCUGCAAGACUUAUGUUGCGGAUUCUAACGGGAACAUCGCGGUCACGCUCUCCGAUGGUCUCCCCCAGGUGCUGUUCCCCAGUCAGGCGCUGAACGGCAGCGGGAUCUGUGGGAAAUAGAGGAGCUCCAUGCGAUUCCUCGUUCUCGUGACGGGCAGAGAGCACCCAGCAUCAGGGAUGUCUCUCUCCUGGAUUGAGGAUCCCACGUGCAUUGUGGGGUUCUCCCGCCGUGUCCUGUGGCAGCUUUGGAAAAAUCUGCAACAAACAUCUUAUGU
Messenger RNA from Dissoconium aciculare CBS 342.82, 1843 nucleotides. Its product is annotated as glycoside hydrolase family 13 protein. The record is from RefSeq and is a predicted model, not a curated record. Lineage: Eukaryota; Fungi; Ascomycota; Dothideomycetes; Mycosphaerellales; Dissoconiaceae. The transcript has 9 exons. Gene Ontology annotation, molecular function: calcium ion binding; alpha-amylase activity. Bases 177 to 1688 code for a protein of 503 amino acids. Gene Ontology annotation, biological process: carbohydrate catabolic process.